UCUUGUGGUACAGUUGUUUGUUUUAACCGCUUACAGCAGCAGGCUUUGAAAAUGGAGAGUUACGACGCGGAUACGGAGAGGGACGAGGUGCAGACACCGCUGCUUCAUGGAGGAAAUGAAGACAAAGUCCACGCCGCACCAUCAUGCUGUUCUUCACGCUACAGCCUGGCGUUCCUCUCCUGUUAUGGCUUCUUUGUGGUCUACGCAUUGCGGGUCAACCUCAGCGUGGCCAUGGUGGACAUGUUGAACAGCUCCCACCAAAUUGACAAUAACCACAGCAGCUCAGUGUGUCCUGCUCGUGGAAGUCCUCCACAGUCCAUAAACAACCACGCGGCCAGUGUGUACAACUGGGACAUUCAGACACAGGGCUGGAUCCUGGGCUCCUUCUUUUAUGGCUACAUCUUCACCCAGAUCCCCGGGGGAUACAUGGCCAGGCGCUUUGGACCCAAGUGGCUGAUGGGCUUCGGAGUCCUGGGAACUGCUGUUUUCACGCUGCUCACCCCUGUGGCUGCUGACCUGGGCGCUGGCUACCUCAUUGUCGUCCGAGUGAUAGAAGGGAUUGGAGAGGGAGUCACAUUCCCUGCAAUGUUUACUAUGUGGGCCGCAUGGGCACCGCCGCUGGAGAGAAGCCGACUUCUCACCAUUUCCUUCAUGGGAUCUCAGCUGGGAACGGUCAUAUCACUUCCUGUGUCUGGUGUUAUCUGCUUCUACCUGAGCUGGCCCUACGUGUUCUAUCUCUUUGGUGCUGUCGGGGUGCUCUGGUUCUUCUUAUGGGCCUGUCUGAUCUAUGACACUCCAAACAGCCACCCGCGGAUCUCAGAGCAAGAGAGAGUCUACAUCAACACCUCCCUAAAAAAUGAGCUCUCCAGCUCAGACGGUCACGUCCCGUGGCGAGCCAUAGCAACAUCCAUGCCACUGUGGGCCAUCGUGGCGGCUCACUUCUCCUACAACUGGACCUUCUACACUCUCCUCACCCUGCUGCCAACCUACAUGAAUGAAAUACUGGGCUUCAGCAUAAAGCAGAAUGGUGUCCUGUCAGCGCUGCCUUACCUGGGCUGUGCGGUGAUGGCCGUGAUAAGUGGACAGGUGGCUGAUUACCUGAGAGAAAAAUGGCUUUACCCCACCGUCACCGUCAGAAAGGCCAUCACCCUCAUUGGUAUGGUCGGGCCGGCGGUGUUCCUGGUGGCAACGGGAUACACAGGCUGUAACUACGUUGCAGCUUUGGCCUUCCUCACCAUCUCCUCCUCACUGGGCGGAGUUUCAUCCUCUGGAUUCAGCAUCAACCACCUUGAUAUCGCCCCCUCGUAUGCUGGAAUACUGCUGGGCAUCACAAACACCUUUGCGACCAUUCCAGGCAUGGUGGGACCUGUCAUCGCAAGUGCCCUGACCGCAGAUAAAACGAUACCAGAAUGGCAGAUUGUCUUCUACAUUGCUGCUGCCAUCAACCUGUGUGGAGCAACAAUUUUCACCUUGUUUGGACAAGGGAACGUACAACAGUGGGCCAUCCUGAAGCUGUAGACAAGAACUCAACUCAACUCAUCACACCUGAAGAAUAUUCGUUACCUUCGGCUGGACCAGCAGCUGUUUCCUUGGACACAAAAUCAUCUCAGAUGAGCAAAACAAUUGCACAACAAGUGAGGGAAGCUGAUUCUGUAAGAGGGAAUAUAGCCAAAAUUAAGAAGUGAAAUUGUACAUUAUAGUCACUGUUUAGCUCAUGGUGGGAGUUCAGGUUCGCCAGCUCGCUUUACUCGCCGGAUACAUUUCUUUUGAUUUGUAAUGGUUUUUAUGUUUUUAUAUCUCAGCUAAAGUCUCUUGAUUUUAUGUAAUCUUAUUUUUUUUAAUGUCUGCAUUGUUUUUUUAUACCUUAAAGGAAGAUUUUCUUUCUUUAACAGCUGAUACCGACGUUGUUCGGGUUUACUCGAAAAGCCACAAACUAGACAUUUUUUUUUUAUUUGGGGAAAUGCCUCAUUGUAGCUUUUUAAAGGGACCUGUAUGUAAUUAAUUGUAUGCAAGGGGCUUUCUAGGGGGGCAGCAUGGUAGAUUAGUGGUGAGUGGUGUUACCUCACAGCAAGAAGGUUAUGGGAUCGCGUCCCUUGUGGGCCUUUCUGUGUGGAAUUUGCAUCUUCCCCCCAUGUUUGUGUGGGUUCCCUCCGGGUGCUCCGGCUUCCUCCCCCUUCCAAAGACAUGCCAGUUAGGUGGAGUGGAAACUUUUAAAUUGACUGCAGGUCAAUUUAAAAGUUCACACCUCUCACCCCAUGACUGCUGGGAUGGAGUCCAGCCCCGCCAUGACCCUUGAUUGGAGUAGGCUGGUAUGGGGAUGGAUGGGUUGUCUUGGGGAGAAAAAAGAAGAGUAUGACGGCUGUAUUGAUGGUGAGGGACUGACAUUUUGAGAUGAAAAUGGUGCAUUCUGAGGGUACCUGAGGGCCAGAAUUAUUAUUUCUUAUGUUCCUCCUCAGAGGUGAGACAGUAACUUUAAAAAGUAAAGAUUGCACUUUUCCAAGGUCUCCUUUGACCUUCUUUGAUAAAAAUGUACUUUAGAAGACAGCGAGAGUCUUGCUCUGCGUCAGCUGAUCCUGUAAGAAUCAGCUGUGUGGAAAUCUUGCAGGAAUAUGUUAAGAUGCAGAACAACACCAGGUGAUCCCAGAUGGUGACACAGUCUGAUGAACACCACCGUGCCAUCGGAGCUACGUGAAAUCAAAGCACUAUAAGCUGUAUGGCUUUUGGCCAUGAUUUUUUGGAGUUUUGGGGUAAUUACGUUGUUUCUGUCAACCAGGGGCAUUGUUUUAGCAUGUUAUGACUGACAUCUAUGGAUAAAUUUGCAUUUGGAUAAGAAACCACAUGUCUCAAGUAUGAGGGUGCAGCGCCCUGUUCCCUGGUUUUAUUAAACCUGUGGUAGAGUUAAGGGAAUUUCUUUGCUUGUGUUUUUGUACAACAUCUACAGUCUUCAGGUUGUGUCCUACUCACCUCUACAGACGAGUUAGUCAUGAUGCACAUUAGUCUUCAUUGGUGGAUUAAAAAAAUAAUUUCUUUAGAGCCACAGUACCUGUCCAUAAAAUAAAAAUGGUUUCGGUAUGCAACAUGAGCACUUAAUAUGUACAGCUGCAGGUUUAUGGUAUUGUUUACAGAAUGUGCAUGUGUGAUGGUUAACGGUGCAUCUUCUGUACACCACAAAUUCAACUAGGGCAACUAGGUAGAUCUUAGUCCAAUUCAAAUGUCCACCAGUGCACCACCUCAUAGAUGUUGAAGCACGUUCCCCCUGAGUGUGUGAGGGUUCAGGGCUGUCCCAAUCAGCAAGUGUACAAGGACCCUCACGCCAGCACUUCCUUAAACCAGUGUUUUUGUGGACUUUACCAAACCUCACAUCGUUGUGAUGCUAAACACCUGGGGAAGCCUGGAAAUAUAAAAACAGUAAUGUAUACAUAAUAUUUCAACUCAAUACAAAUUAAUAUUUGAACCAGACACUGCAAGUGUCCUUGCACUCAGUCACUUUCCAGGUGAUGCAUUUUAAAUCUGUGAGGGUCAGAGGUCAGGACUGAGGUGUGGACACUGGGAUUGGGCCAUAGAGAUGUUAAAGAAACCAAAGGGAAGCAUUUUGGGCCAUUUUUCCUUGUACACAUUUCUGAUGCUGCUAGAGUUUGUUGAGAGUAAAGAUGCCAACUAAAAUUUGCCCUAAUCAUCACUGUAUCAUCUAUAGAUGAUGCAAACAUUUUACAAUCCUUCAUUAAAAAAUAUUUGGAAUCUUCACACAGAGGAUGUUCAACCUGCUUUCUUAUUUUAUAAACAAAUUACAGUUACUGUAUAACAAAGGUGGAGGUAAUAAGUACUUUAUAUAAUAUGUUGCCUUCCAGAGCCAUAAAAUUAAAAAAAAAUUGGAAUCGCUGUCCCUUGUACCUGCAACAAAUGCUGGCAGGUAUCUAAAAAUACUAAUUAGUGUACUGUUAACGCUUACAGACCUCAACGAGCUGUCUGACUUGGUGAAUUGAAAGGAAACACUGCCAUUUUUCUUGUAGUCAUGGAUGGACAUAUAUAUGUGAGUGUGUGUCCUUUGUCAGUGUUUUUAGUGUUUUAUUUCAAUGUUUUUGUUUGACUUACAUGGAUGUUUGAGAUGUUUGUCCUGUUUUACUGCAAACAAAUCUACCUUCAGGUAAAUGGUAAAUGGACUGCAUUUAUAUAGCGCUUUUCCAUCUGCAUCAGACGCUCAAAGCGCUUUACAAUUAUGCCUCACAUUCACCCCAAUGUCCGGGUGCUGCCAUACAAGGCACUCACUACACACCGGGAGCAAUGUAGUGAUUUUCCAGUCAGGCGGGGAUUUGAACCCAUGAUCUUCUGGACUCAAGCCCAACACAUUAACCACUAGACCAUCGCCUCCCCUUACAAAUAAAGUCACUUGAACCCGAUAUACCCCAGUUUGCAGGGCCUUUAAUUACGGUAAAUCUUGUUAUUGUAAUGAAUGUCAUAUUGUUUUCCACAUCAGUUAGAGGAAAAUAAUUAGAGAAUCACCCAAAAGUAAACUUUGCUGCUGUUUCCUGUGAAUCAAACUACACCAGUUAGCAGAUUUCAGUGAAUCUUCAUAUAAUGGGAAAAUAUUAUAGACAUCUUCAAUGGGAGAUAAUUGGAUUGAUCUCAGAUCUUAAGUUUGAGGUGGUUUCACAAAGUCAAAAUGUUGAGCUGUUAGACAUUUAUCAUAUCUGUGGUUUGUUUGCUAAGAAGUAAAAGAUUUGAGGUAAACGUCCUCUAGCUGUGGCUGAUUUCAUGUUUGUUUGUUUUGUUUUUUAUUUGCCAGAAGUUGUAUCGGAGCCAACCAGUGUCAUGAUGCACAUUUAUAAAUCUUGCUUGAUUAGAAACAUAAGCAAUUAAUAUUGCUGUUAAAUGUCAAAUAAAUAGUGUUAUAAUCGAUAUUAACAGUGUACACAGAAUUAGCACUUUGUGCCGAUUCUCAGGUAUCUCAUUGGCUGAAAAGAAUGUUUUGCAUUUUACUUGUUUACUGAUCUUGAUAUUGAUUAAAGUUUAUAUCAAAUAGAAACUAGAUUGUAAGUUUUCCAACUAGAGCUGCAAACUAAUAAUUAUUUUCAUAAUUGAUGAGUAAAUGUCCAUAAAAUAUCAGAAAACAAUGAAAACAAUUACCAAUUGAUGAUCAAAACAGUUGUAGAUUGAUUUUUGACUGUUAUUGAAAUGUUGCUGCUCUGUUUGGAACAGGGUGGUAAACAUUGCAUUUCAGUGUUUGAUUGUAUCGGAUCUUAAAAAUGGUUUCUGUCCCUUAAACAUAAACAGCAGGUUCCAUCAUCAUUGAUGAUGUGACGCACACGUGCCUUAUGACAUCAUCAAAACAAUCUCGCUCUGAGAGGAAGCGUGUAAACUAUUCCUCGUUGUUGUUGGUGUCUACGUGCUAAUUGAUGAUAGCUCAAUUAUUUUGUGUUAUACAGAAUAUAAAAGGACCCUUUUAUAUUGCGCCUGUUUUCUUUUGUUGCUCAAAUCAUUGUGUACUGUACAUAUUGCCUUUUCAUUUAUGUUGUCUUCUUUCAUUAAAACUGUCAGGUUUCCAAUGAAGUAAACAGUCACUGUGCAUUAAAGCA
Thalassophryne amazonica is the source of this 5573-nucleotide messenger RNA. It is a transcript of the gene slc17a5, whose product is annotated as solute carrier family 17 member 5. The record is from RefSeq and is a predicted model, not a curated record. The transcript has 13 exons. NCBI's taxonomy places the organism in Eukaryota, Metazoa, Chordata, Actinopteri, Batrachoidiformes, Batrachoididae. Gene Ontology annotation, biological process: monoatomic anion transport; transmembrane transport. Gene Ontology annotation, molecular function: transmembrane transporter activity. The coding region runs from base 52 to 1518 and encodes 488 amino acids.